This is a messenger RNA of Xenopus laevis (African clawed frog), 1011 nucleotides long. Its product is annotated as olfactory receptor 8H1. The record is from RefSeq and is a predicted model, not a curated record. The coding region runs from base 28 to 1011 and encodes 327 amino acids. The transcript has a single exon. NCBI's taxonomy places the organism in Eukaryota, Metazoa, Chordata, Amphibia, Anura, Pipidae.
UUAUGUAGGCCAAGAGCCACAAUAACUAUGCAAGAGAACCAAAACAGCAGUGGAUUCAUUCUCCAGGGUUUCUCAGAUUAUCCAGACAUGCAGAUUCCAUUGUUCUGCCUGUUUCUCCUGAUCUAUCUCCUUACUUUACAGGGAAAUGUACUUAUCCUAAUAGUGAUUUACCAAACCUCCUCAUUGCACAUUCCUAUGUACUUCUUCCUAUGCAAUCUUGCAUUUAUAGAUCUCUGUGCCUCUUCUGUUUCUCAGCCUAAACUUCUUUCUAUUCUCUUAAGAGGGGACGGUGCAAUUUCUUUUAGUGGCUGCAUGAUCCAGAUGUACUGCUUUUUAUCUUUGACAUGUGCCGAAUUUGUCUCAUUGACUGUCAUGGCGUAUGAUCGCUAUGUUGCUAUUUGUUACCCUUUGAGGUAUUUGAUUGUCAUGAAUAAAAGGGUUUGUGUUAUAUUGGUCAUUUUUUGCUGGAUGUUUAGUUUUGCAGAACCAAUGUCACACACUUUGCUCAUAUCACAUUUACCUUUCUGCAGAUCACGGACAUUAGACCAUUUCUUUUGUGAUCCUUCAAUAUUAUUAAACCUGUCUUGUGCAAACACCUUUUCUAUUGAGUUGUUGACAUAUGUGUUGGGCUCCUUGGUAGGACUUCCUGCAUUUGCACUUAUAAUAGUCUCUUAUACCUACAUCAUUUCCACUAUUGUCAAGAUUCGUUCUACUACAGGAAGGGAGAAAGCUUUCUCUACUUGUACCUCCCACCUCACUGUGGUCAUUGUCUUCUAUGGAACCACACUCAUUACUUAUAUGCAGCCUAAAUCUCAGUAUUCAUCUACAUUAUCAAAACCAUUUUCCUUUCUCUACACUGCCCUGGUACCACUAAUAAACCCUUUUAUAUACGCUUUACGAAACAAAGAUAUUAAACAACAAAUUUUCAACAAAAUAGAAUUCCAAAGGGGUCAUUGCCAACAGGCAGACACAUUGAUGAAUGCAAAUAUGCGCUACAAAAUGCAUUUCUAG